This is a messenger RNA of Sorex araneus (European shrew), 4649 nucleotides long. RefSeq names its product zinc finger protein 48 (gene ZNF48). Gene Ontology annotation, cellular component: nucleus. Lineage: Eukaryota; Metazoa; Chordata; Mammalia; Eulipotyphla; Soricidae. The coding region runs from base 1991 to 3865 and encodes 624 amino acids. The transcript has 2 exons. Gene Ontology annotation, biological process: regulation of transcription by RNA polymerase II. The record is from RefSeq and is a predicted model, not a curated record. Gene Ontology annotation, molecular function: DNA-binding transcription factor activity, RNA polymerase II-specific; sequence-specific DNA binding.
GUCUCAGUACACACCUCAAGAGGGGCCAUGCGGGUGACACAUGUGCUCAGACAUCAUAUGUGUUUGGCCAUGUGGGCGCAAGCAGCACAUGGGUUCAGGCAGCAUAUGUGCGCCCUUUCUUUGUUCAAGGUGGCUUUUAUAGGGUUUCUCCCACCUGCCCCCACCUGGGAUGUCUAGAUAGGUAAGAGUUCGUUGCUAGGGCGGUUGCCAAGGGGGGCUACCUUGGUCUGGAAUUUCUCUGGCAGAGAUGGGGGUCAUUCAGGUGUCAUAAAUCUCCUUCAGAUCCUUAAUUGCAGUCUCUGUCUCUUGCUGAAGUUUGUGUCUCUGUGGGGCCCAGCCUCCACAAGGCCUGUCACUGGCGCCAGGAAGAUGUUAUCAGGCCUAGGCCUUAAUUCUUGCAGCUUCGGUGUUACUGGAUUUAUUACUUCUCAGGAACUCCAUCGCCAUAGGCCCUCUUCUAUCUAUCUGCCUGCCUCAGUUGCAUUCUGCAUGAGUGACCCGACAGCUCUCAGAUACUAAAAUCUUCAGAGACUGAUCCCGCUGGUAGCCUCACACCCUACCAUCUUGUUAAUAGGUCAGGGUAGAAUCUGUACCUCACUGGUCUGAUUCUACUGAGCCCAGAGCUCCCUGAUCAGCUUCUCAGCCUCUUCCAGGCCUGGACUGGCUGGUGACGCCUCAGUGCUUAUUGAUUUGUGAUCCCCGUUUUGUCGUGUCAUCAUGCCAAGCACCCAGGAGCAUCCCCACAGCUUAGAAUACUUCUCCGCUCUCCCACAAAGCCCUGUAAUCUCCAGGGUAGUCUUCCACAGGUUUCAACUCUAUUCCAAACUCCUGGCUUUGCUCUUCAGCGCUAAGAAAUGUGAGAGAAUCUCCCUCCAUCAGCAGAUUGGCUGCUGCCAUUUGCAGGCUUGCCUGGAGCGCUGGCUCUGCAUCUACUGCAGCCCGCGAGGGGCCCCGCCAAACUGAGCUUAAUCCUGCAGCCGUUCCCCGCCUUCGGAGGGCUCUGGGCCUGUCCCUCCUCUCCCAUGGCCUCAUUCUUUGUGUCUGCCUGUUCCAUUGUCUUUUGUUUCUCUGCCUCGGGACCUGUUUCUCGCCAAUCUCCCUGCCUUUUCUUAGAGCUCAUGUGAUUUGCCGCCAAUGAUUUUUUUCCUCUUAUCUGUUCCUACAUCUCUUUGUCUCCAGCGGCCAGUCUCUGGCUCCCGUAGUUCUGGCCUGCCGCUGUCUCUGGGUCCUGGGUGAGGAUUGUGAGUCCCCAAGCCGGGGCCCGGGUCUGAUCCCCUGUGCCCAGUCUGCACUCGGCACCCACGGGGCGUCGGCCACCGCCGCCACCGGCGUCUCGCGCUCGCCAGGCGCCCGCACCCACCCGGGCCCCGGGCCUCGGACCUGCCCCGCUUUGUUUCCUGCGUCUGGGCGCCCCGCCCCGCCCCGUCUGGGGUCUCCGCCGCCCUUUGUCUGCUUCGGUCUCCCCCCGCCCCCACCCCUUCCCGGGGCCCGUCCGCGACUCUCUCUUUGUCUCCCGGGGCCGGGGUGGCGGCCCGGCGGCCCGGCCGGGCGGCGAGGACGCUGCCUCGCGGCGGAGACCGGCGCGUUCGGACACCGGCCCGGGCGCCGAGCGGCCCUGGCCCCGCGCGCCGGCCCCCCGCUCCGGCCGACCGGCGGCCCCCGCGGGCGCGCGGCUCCUCCGCGGUCCUAGAGCGACUCGGGGCGGCCGCGCUUCCGCUUCCCGUCCCGCCCCCGGCGGCCCCGACCCCCUCCCUGCUUGGCGCCGAGCCCGCAGCCCCCGGCAGCCCGCGACUUCGGCACCUGAGCCCGGCUCGGAGCUCCGGGUGCGGCCGCGCGGGCCGAGGGGCCGGCAGGUGCAGGGCGGCGGGCGACGCGGCCGGGCUCCGCGGGCACCGCGGGCCACCUCGGACCCGCUCGCCGGCCGGCAGAGGGCAGCGGCCCCGGGCUGUGUGACCGUGGGCUGGUGUCUGUCCCCGCGCUCAGGGCGGCGAUGGAGCGCGCGGCGGAGCCUUGGGGCGCGGAGCUCCAACGUCCAGAACGGAGGGAGCAGCUGCGGGGCGCCCGCGCAGGUCUAGGGAUCGAGACUGUGGCGCUCUCCCAGCCUGAGGAGUUUGAACAAACCCCACAGGAGGAUGACUUGAGGUUCAAGGAGGAGGAAGAUCUGGCCCCCGGCCGCGAAGUAGGAAAUGCCUCUCUCAAACCCGACGGCUUCCAGACCUGGGAUGAUUUGUGGGUCCACAGAGAGGGACUAGGAAAGCCUCGGGAUCGAGGCCCCCGGCUCCUGGGGGAACCCCGCUGGGGCCAGGCUAGCGAUCGGGCUGCUGUGUGCGGUGAGUGCGGCAAGAGUUUUCGGCAGAUGUCCGAUCUGGUGAAACACCAGCGGACCCACACGGGGGAGAAGCCCUACAAGUGUGGCGUCUGUGGGAAGGGCUUUGGGGAUAGCUCUGCGCGUAUUAAACACCAGCGAACUCACAGCGGUGAGAAGCCCUACAGAGCCCGUCCAGCAGCCCAGGGCCCCCCCAAGAUUCCUCGGUCCAGGAUUCCUGCUGGUGAGCGCCCCACUAUCUGCGGUGAGUGUGGCAAGAGCUUCCGGCAGAGUUCCGACCUGGUGAAGCACCAGCGCACACACACAGGUGAGAAGCCCUAUAAGUGUGGCAUCUGUGGCAAGGGCUUCGGGGACAGCUCCGCCCGCAUAAAGCACCAGCGGACGCACCGGGGGGAGCAGGCCCCCCGGCCGGUGGUGCCCCGCCGGCAGCCUUCUCGAACAGCCGCAGUCGCCACUCAGGGACCCAAAGGCCAGGACAAGCCCUAUGUCUGCACUGACUGUGGCAAGAGGUUCGUCCUCAGCUGCAGCCUCCUGACCCACCAGCGCAGUCACCUGGGGCCCAAACCAUUUGGCUGCGACGUGUGCGGGAAAGAGUUUGCGCGGGGCUCGGAUCUGGUGAAGCACCUCCGGGUGCACACGGGGGAGAAGCCCUACCUCUGCCCUGAGUGUGGCAAGGGCUUUGCCGACAGCUCGGCCCGGGUCAAACACCUCCGCACCCACAGCGGGGAAAGGCCGCACGCCUGCCCCGAAUGUGACCGCACCUUCAGCCUCAGUUCCACCCUCCUGCGCCACCGCCUCACACACCUGGAGCCCCAGGACUUCAGCUUCCCGGGCUACCCUCUGGCCCCCCUCAUCCCGAGCCCGCCACCCAGUUCAAGUCCCCCCCCACCUCCUCUUGGCACCAGCCCCCCGCUGACCCCGAGGAGCCCUUCGCACUCAGGUGACGGGCCUUUCGGCCUGCCAGGCUUGGAGCCCGAGCCUGGGGGCCCGCAGGCUGGGGAGCCGCCUCCACCACUAGCCAUUGACAAGCCCCACAAGUGCCCCGACUGUGGCAAGGGCUUCCGCCGAAGCUCGGACCUGGUGAAGCACCAUCGUGUGCACACGGGGGAGAAGCCCUACCUCUGCCCUGUGUGUGGCAAAGGGUUUGCCGACAGCUCGGCCCGGGUCAAGCAUCUCCGCACCCACCGUGGUGAGCGGGCCCGGUCACCACCAGCAUCCACUCUCCUGAGGCCACAUAACCCCCCAGGCCCCGGCCCCGUGGCCCCUCCAGCCCGAGUCCAGGCCCAACCCUCUGCACCCAGCCAGCGGCAUGUGUGUGGCUUCUGUGGGAAGGAGUUCCCCCGGAGCUCUGAUUUAGUCAAACAUAGGCGCACGCACACCGGGGAGAAGCCCUACAAGUGUGCGGAGUGUGGCAAGGGUUUCGGGGACAGUUCGGCCCGAAUCAAGCACCAGCGUGGGCACCUGGUCUUGAGGCCCUUUGGGAUAGGAGAUGAUCAAGCAAGGUCCCUCAAAGAGGAGCCACCGACGGGACUGGAAUGAAGGGGGCCAGGGAGGGUGGAAGGCCAGGAGACCAAAGGGAGGGUAUCUGUUCCUUAAGCAGAGGAAAAAAGGGCCUGGGAGGUGGUUGGGGGGGGAAAGGGGGAGAACGGAGUGAAUAGGUAGAAAUAGAGAUUGGAGAUGACCUUGACGCUCACUCAGGAAAUGUCCUAGCUGGGCUCAGGACCUUAGGGCUCUUAAGGAAACCUAAAUUCUUGCUGCCUCCUAAACUGUUAAGGAGUGAACCCCGGGGCCGGAGCGAUAGUACAGUGGGCAGGCGGGCAUUUGCCUUGUACCGGGCCAACCCAGGUUUGAUCCCCAGCACCCCAUAUGGGUCCUCGAUCCCCGCUGGGAGCGGUUCCUGAGUGCAGAACUAGGACAACCCUGACUACAAUAGGGUGUGGCUCACAACCAAAAAGAAAUGAAGCUCUCCCAGCCUUGCCCCUGAACCAGACUUGACCUUGUGAGCUGCAACAAUGGGACUCCUGGAAUUUAAGGGGAAUAGUUAGGAUAACUUUUGGGUCACUUCCGGUGGUGCUCAGGGCCUGGAACCUAGGUUGCAAGCAUGCAUUCAGUCAGAGCUCACUCCUGGACAGCACAAGGAACCUAGUCUCAGGACUAACUCACCCCCAAACUGCCCUGUCGACACCUGGACGCUGGCAAAAUAGAUCCGAUACAGCAGAAAACCUCAGUGGACAGCAGCAGAGAUGGGAGAAGGGCAGAGCAGAAGCCCCGGGGCCCAACAGCCACAACUGUGUCACCUCAAUAAACUGCUUCUUGUCUGAGG